ACUAAACGACAUGGUAAAUUCUUUCUUGUUCAGUCCUGCAGGGUUCUAACAUUCCCAACGAAUAAAGUGGUGCCAAAACCCACAAGAGAGUUUAAUUAUCAGUGCAAACCAAACUCGAUGGAAAUGGCGGCAGAGUCGUCAUCGGCGACGGAAAGUGGGUUAACGGAGAAAAGGGGAAUACCAGCGGCGUCAUUUGUAGAAGAUGUUCAGUCCUAUCUCAAUCAAUCUGGUCUCGAUGUCAACUCUGCUCUUGCCUUUCUCCAAGAAAGACUUCAGCAGUAUAGGGUGGUUGAAAUGAAACUUCUGGCUCAGCAGAGGGAUCUUCAGGCAAAGAUUCCUGAUAUAGAGAAAUGCUUGGACAUAGUUGCUACCUUGCAAGCUAAAAAGGGCAGUGGUGAGGCACUAAUUGCUGAUUUUGAAGUGUCAGAAGGGAUUUAUUCUCGGGCAAGAAUUGAAGAAUCUGAUUCGGUGUGUCUAUGGCUUGGGGCAAAUGUCAUGCUGGAGUAUUCAUGUGAAGAGGCUACUACCCUUCUUAAGAAAAACUUGGAAAAUGCAAAAGCCAGCUUAGAAGUUCUUGUUGCCGAUCUACAAUUUUUGAGGGAUCAAGUGACAAUCACUCAGGUCACGAUUGCCCGAGUAUACAACUGGGAUGUGCAUCAACGCAAGUUUCGACAAGCUGCCAGUCCAAAAGAAUCGUUAUAAAAAUCUAUGUACGUGGUACUCACUUUUGCUGCAAAGAGUACGAGUUAGAUCUUUGUUCAUCGUUUUAGGUUUGCUUGCUUUGCACUCUCCUCUAGCAGGAUCCUGGAUUAUUAUUCAGACCAUCAGUUGUUGGGCUUGUAGCAAUUUUGUAAGAAAGCAAAUAUUUAUUGGUGAGUCUGUGUAUUUACUAGAUGGUUAGGA
Solanum verrucosum is the source of this 903-nucleotide messenger RNA. Its product is annotated as probable prefoldin subunit 3. The transcript has 6 exons. NCBI's taxonomy places the organism in Eukaryota, Viridiplantae, Streptophyta, Magnoliopsida, Solanales, Solanaceae. Bases 118 to 702 code for a protein of 194 amino acids. Gene Ontology annotation, biological process: microtubule-based process; protein folding; tubulin complex assembly. Gene Ontology annotation, molecular function: tubulin binding. Gene Ontology annotation, cellular component: prefoldin complex; cytoplasm. The record is from RefSeq and is a predicted model, not a curated record.